CGCCACUCCUCCUCUCCACCUGCAACCCAUUUACAACCACGACUGCAUAUGCUCCGGACGACGCUAUUGCGUGUGGCUCCGCUGAAAGCACACGGGCCGCGCUCCCUGGCGGCGCUGUGUGCUCGCCCACACCACUUCUCUGGCGCGUUCAUGUCGACAACGACGUCCAAUCCGUCUGAUAAAUCUGGUCCUCGUCAAACACCCGAGAUGGCCCAGUCCCCCUUGAGAACGCCCGGGCCAGUCAGCACCGUGCCCACUAUGGUUCGCGGAGACUGGGUGCUCUUCCACCCGGUCUACUCGCCCGAGGAGCUCAAGGCCGUGGAGGUACUGCACCAGGAGGCAAAAACCAUACCAGACAAGAUGGCCUAUCGGCUCGUUCGCCUGGCGAGGUGGGGCUUCGACUUUGUCUCGCGGUACAAGCACAGGCCUCUCCCGCCGGGCAGCGAUAUGACUGUCCAGCAGCUGCGCAAGGGCGGGUACAUUCUCGAUGAACGUGGUUGGCUCAAUCGAAUAUUGUUCCUGGAGACGAUUGCGGGCGUGCCGGGUAUGGUGGCUGGGACGCUGAGACAUCUGCAGAGUAUUCGCCUGAUGCGUCGCGAUAGUGGCUGGAUCCACACCUGCCUUGAGGAAGCGGAGAACGAGAGGAUGCAUCUAAUGACGUUUAUGACGCUCCGCGAUUCCCCGAUUUGGUUCCGUGCGCUUAUACUCGGCGCUCAAGGGGUGUUCUACAAUUUGUUUUUCAUGGCAUAUCUCAUUUCGCCCCGCACAUGUCAUCGAUUUGUCGGUUAUCUGGAGGAAGAGGCGGUUCUGACCUAUACUCGCUGCAUCUCCGACCUCGAGAAAGGGCUCAUUCCCGAAUGGACAAACAAACCUGCGCCAGAGAUCGCAAUCGACUAUUGGCGGCUGUCCCCAGAUGCGACCCUGCUCGACGUGAUAUAUGCUGUCCGGAGCGACGAGACUACCCAUCGGUUCGUAAACCACAGUCUGGCGAACCUCGAGCCAGACAAAGACGUGAACCCGUUUGCGCUGCGAGAGCCGGGGAUGGAGGUCAAGGGGCGCAAGAUUGCGUUUGAGCGUGACGAGGCGGAGGCCCAUAUGCGUGAGUCGCAGGCGAUGAUUAAGGAGAAGAAGGACGACUGA
Molecule: messenger RNA, 1140 nt
Organism: Mycena indigotica
Lineage: Eukaryota; Fungi; Basidiomycota; Agaricomycetes; Agaricales; Mycenaceae
Product: Alternative oxidase
Exons: 9
Coding region: 49-1140 (363 amino acids)
Biological process (GO): alternative respiration
Cellular component (GO): mitochondrion
Molecular function (GO): alternative oxidase activity
Source: RefSeq, a predicted model, not a curated record